Messenger RNA from Engraulis encrasicolus (European anchovy), 919 nucleotides. Its product is annotated as complement C3-like. Gene Ontology annotation, molecular function: endopeptidase inhibitor activity. Lineage: Eukaryota; Metazoa; Chordata; Actinopteri; Clupeiformes; Engraulidae. The annotation marks the transcript as partial. The transcript is spliced from 8 exons. The record is from RefSeq and is a predicted model, not a curated record.
AAUAGGGUGGAUGGACGGACGGAUGAACGGACAUUUUGGUAUGCAGCUGGUGGUGAUGGAGGUGUGGCUGGUUGUUGCCAUCCUCUAUCUUCCCACUCUCACGCAAUGCAGCCCACUGUUUGUAAUGUCGGCUCCUAACCCGCUGAGGGUGGGCGCCCCAGAGAAAGUGUUUGUGGAGGCACAGGAUUACACUGGAGGUGCUUUUGACGUCACAGUCAGGGUGAAAGACUUUCCAUUCAAGACCAAGCUGUUAGCCGAGCAGACAUUACAGCUAAGCCAGAACAACAACUAUCAAGCACUGGUAGAAAUCACAAUCCCGAUGGGAGAUGGUGUCUUCGAUGACGACAGAGGCAUAAACCAGUACGUGUAUCUGAUAGCCCAGUUCCCAGCGAAGGUGAUGGAGAGAGUGGUGCUGGUCUCCUUUCAGUCCGGAUACAUCUUUGUACAGACUGACAAGACCAUAUACACACCAUCCAGCACUGUUCGCUAUAGAAUCUACAGCCUGGAUGUCUCCAUGAAACCUUCAGAAGAGCCAGUAACUGUGGAUGUAGUGGAUGCGGAAGGGGCAGUAGUAAGCCGGGAGGAUUUGACCCCACACAAGGGUGUCUGCUCAGGAGAUUACAAACUUCAAGCCUUCGGAAGCACUGGGACAUGGACAAUUGUGACUAGAUUCAAAAGUACACCACAGAAUAACUUCACUUACAACUUUGAGGUGAAGAACUAUGUCCUGCCCCAAGUGGAGAUUAUGCUGUCACUUCAGAAGUCCCAUUUCUACAUUGAUGAUGAGGAACUCAUGGUGAAUAUCACUGCCAGGUACUUGAAUGGGAUGGAGGUGACUGGUGCUGCCUUCAUUGAGUUUUCAUUGCAACAUCUGGAGACAGACCACAGGAGUGUAGCAGUAGCAACUCAGAGAGUGAAG